Scaptodrosophila lebanonensis is the source of this 1357-nucleotide messenger RNA. It is a transcript of the gene Lnpk, whose product is annotated as endoplasmic reticulum junction formation protein lunapark-A. Bases 120 to 1298 code for a protein of 392 amino acids. Lineage: Eukaryota; Metazoa; Arthropoda; Insecta; Diptera; Drosophilidae. Gene Ontology annotation, cellular component: endoplasmic reticulum tubular network. The transcript is spliced from 5 exons. Gene Ontology annotation, biological process: endoplasmic reticulum tubular network organization. The record is from RefSeq and is a predicted model, not a curated record.
ACAUCCCUAAAGGCUAAAGACUGCCAACUCAUCGCAACACCUACAGCUAGGCAAUGCUACCGUAGCAUUUCGAGUCGAGCUAAAUUUAAGUUUUUGCAUUGGCAUUUAUUAACAACAAAAUGGGCAUAAUUCUAUCGAAAUUUCGGAAAGAAAAGUCAACGGCAGCGGUGCUGGAGGGGCUGCAGGAGCAGAUUCAAGAGCUAGAACAAUACUUGAAGAAUACGCAAGAGCGAAAACGUCGUUUCGUCAGCAACUUUUUGGGCGUCACAAUUGGCAUUUACAUAGUGGGCUUCGUACUAUGGUAUUUCUUCUAUUUCCCGCCAACUGUGAAGGAGCGCCUCAUGAAUUUGGUGCCCUUGCUCAUAUUUCCAGUUCUCAUUAUAUUCUUACGGCAAAUUUUCACCUGGUAUUUCCAACGAAAGCUGAACAAAAAUGGAAAUAAGCUAGCCGAACUGAAGGUGAAGAAGAGUCAAAUAUUAGACCAGGUCAUGGAUAAGGAAAUCUAUAAAGAUGCAGUUAAACUGCUCGAACGUUUCGGCGACAAAAAACUGAAUCCCAUAACUAGCCAAUUGAGCGCAACACCGCGACCAUCGCAAAGCAUUACGGCAUUGAAUCGCUCAGCUAGUAAUCAAAUUCCACGCACGCCGAUAGCCGCGCCAGGCGCACGGCAACAGCGGAGCCUCACACCCUACACCAGCGUCUAUCGCAAUCAAAACAACAAUUUGAACACCAGCCUCAGCAGCAAUGUUCAACGCUUGCAGGUGAUGCCAGCGACUCCAGUUACGCGGGCCGGGCAGGAGCUUCGCCGACGAACGCCUUUUCCGAUUGUCGACGAACGUUCACGCAGCGCUCUGGACCGUAUCGUGGACAUGAUUGUCGGCGAUAGUCCGCAGGAUCGCUUCGGCAUGAUCUGCAAGAAGUGCCAUUCCCACAACGGCAUGCUGCCGAAGGAAGAAUACGAAUACACCACAUUUCGGUGCGCAUUUUGUGAGGAGUUGAAUCCGGCACGCAAAGAACGCCCCGUUGCGCCACGUCUUGCCUUGCAGCAAUUGCCGGAAACACCGAACACACCAUUAAGUGCCCGCAACGAAAGCUCCGAUAGUGGAUCAUCGGCUGAUGAAGACUCAGACAGAGAAGAGCCGACGCGCUCCGAGCAGCUUCAAGCACUGCAACCGACUGAUAUUACUGAAACAACAACAACACCAACAACGACUGCUUCAAGCCAUGAGAGUGAAACCGAUGUAGCCGCCGAGCCCGAGGCUAAUGCGGCGGCUGCGAGUGAAAGUACGCCAGAAUAGAGAAUAAGUUCGCGUAAUACGUGAAAAACAGGAAAUAUAAUACAUAGUUUGAUAUUGUA